UAUGGACAACGAAAUGACGUACAUGCGUGAAAGUAUUCGAUCCGUUUUUGGCAUACUUUAGAAGUAUAUCGUAAAGCACAACAAAAAAAAAACGUAGUUAUAUUUAAAAAGUAUUCCAAGUUUGUUCAGAACGCCUAUAAGUGCAUAAGUAAAUGACGGAAAGUGUUGACAUUUAAUGUGCGGCUGUGCUGUAAGGUACGCCAUUGUUAUCUGAAACGAAGUUUGUGAUCGAAGUGAAAUACGAGUAGCACGCACCACCACAGAUGGAACUUUUGCUUGUGAUUUAUGCAAGCGUCUUUGGUGUACAACUGCUUGUAGUGAAUACCCGAAUCUGAAGUUAAUAUAAACGUUGAAUUUUGUGUCGUACAUUCGCUCAAACGAAAAAAAGGAUCCAUUGUCUGACAUAGAAAUUCGUCGAAUUCAUUUGUAUGCAAAAAUGAACGAUAUUCCUCAACUGUCUUCAGUCGGUUUACUUGAGCUUGCUCAUCGAGAAUAUCAAGCUGGUGAUUAUGAAAAUGCAGAAAGGCACUGCAUGCAACUAUGGAGACAGGACCAAACAAAUACUGGGGUGUUGUUACUAUUAUCAAGCAUACAUUUUCAGUGUCGACGCCUUGACAAAUCUGCACAUUUUAGUACACUAGCAAUUAAGCAGAAUCCAUUGUUGGCAGAAGCAUACAGCAAUUUGGGAAAUGUCUAUAAAGAAAGAGGACAAUUACAAGAAGCUCUUGAUAACUAUCGGCAUGCGGUGCGACUUAAGCCUGAUUUUAUUGAUGGUUAUAUCAACUUGGCAGCAGCUCUGGUUGCGGCAGGUGACAUGGAACAAGCCGUUCAGGCAUACAUUACGGCUUUGCAGUACAACCCAGAUCUCUACUGCGUUCGUAGUGAUUUGGGUAAUCUUCUAAAAGCGUUAGGUCGUUUAGAUGAGGCCAAGGCAUGUUAUUUGAAAGCUAUAGAAACUCGCCCUGAUUUUGCGGUGGCUUGGAGUAAUCUUGGAUGCGUUUUCAACGCUCAGGGCGAAAUAUGGCUUGCAAUUCAUCAUUUUGAAAAAGCGGUUGGAUUGGAUCCAAAUUUUUUGGAUGCUUACAUCAAUCUUGGAAAUGUAUUAAAGGAAGCCAGAAUAUUUGAUAGAGCGGUAGCGGCGUAUCUACGAGCAUUAAAUUUAUCACCCAACAAUGCAGUUGUCCAUGGAAAUUUGGCUUGCGUCUACUACGAACAGGGUCUUAUUGAUCUUGCAAUUGAUACAUACAGAAGAGCCAUUGAAUUACAACCAAAUUUUCCAGAUGCAUAUUGCAAUUUGGCAAAUGCUCUUAAAGAAAAGGGACAAGUGGCCGAAGCCGAAGAGUGUUACAAUACCGCUUUACGUUUGUGUCCAUCGCAUGCUGACUCCCUUAAUAAUUUGGCGAAUAUCAAAAGGGAACAGGGCUACAUUGAAGAGGCUACUCGUCUUUAUCUUAAAGCUUUAGAAGUAUUUCCAGAAUUUGCCGCGGCACAUAGUAAUCUUGCUUCAGUAUUGCAACAACAGGGUAAAUUAAAUGAAGCACUUAUGCAUUAUAAGGAAGCAAUUCGCAUACAGCCAACCUUUGCUGAUGCUUACUCCAACAUGGGCAAUACGUUAAAGGAAAUGCAAGAUGUAUCAGGAGCUUUACAGUGCUAUACGAGGGCUAUUCAGAUUAAUCCAGCAUUUGCUGAUGCUCAUAGCAAUUUAGCUAGCAUUCAUAAAGAUUCUGGAAAUAUUCCUGAAGCUAUACAAUCUUAUAGAACAGCUCUAAAACUGAAACCCGAUUUUCCAGAUGCUUAUUGUAAUUUAGCUCACUGUUUACAAAUUGUUUGCGAUUGGACUGAUUACGAUACACGAAUGAAGAAAUUGGUUAAUAUUGUUGCUGAUCAAUUAGAGAAGAACCGACUUCCAUCGGUUCAUCCACAUCAUUCUAUGCUUUACCCACUGUCUCAUGAAUUUCGGAAAGCAAUAGCGGCUCGACAUGCUAAUUUGUGCUUGGAGAAAAUUCAUGUUUUACAUAAACAUCCUUAUAAAUUUAAUAUGGAAUUGAAAGGGCGUUUAAAAAUUGGUUAUGUUAGUAGCGACUUUGGAAAUCAUCCCACCUCACACUUAAUGCAGUCAGUGCCAGGCCUUCACGAACGAAAUCGUGUUGAAGUAUUUUGUUAUGCAUUAAGUCAAGACGAUGGUACAACUUUUAGAGGAAAAAUUUCACGUGAAGCAGAGCAUUUUAUUGAUCUUUCACAAAUUCCCUGCAAUGGAAAAGCGGCUGAUAGAAUAUAUUCUGACGGAAUACAUAUCUUAGUCAAUAUGAAUGGAUAUACCAAAGGGGCGAGAAAUGAAAUUUUCGCAUUAAAACCAGCGCCAAUUCAAGUAAUGUGGCUAGGUUAUCCAGGAACCAGCGGUGCAAGUUUUAUGGAUUAUUUAGUAACAGAUGUAGUUACAUCUCCUGUUGAAUUGGCUAGUCAAUAUAGUGAAAAGUUAGCAUAUAUGCCUUAUACAUAUUUUGUUGGUGAUCAUAAACAGAUGUUUCCCCACCUUAAAGAAAGACUAAUUGUUAGCGACAAAAAUAGUAGUAUAAAUUCAAAUUUGCCUGAUAAUGUUGCAAUUAUUAAUGCAACCGAUUUAUCUCCGUUAGUAGAAAGUACAGAUGUCAAGGAAAUUAAAGAAGUAGUAAAAGCAGCUAAACUAGUUGAAAUAAGUUUAAAAGUGGCUGAACUCCCAACUACAACCCCAAUAGAAAAUAUGAUAGCCUCAGGACAAGUACAAACUUCGUUGAAUGGUGUGGUGGUUCAGAACGGCCUUGCCACUACACAAACUAACAAUAAAGCAGCGACAGGCGAAGAAGUACCUCAAAAUAUCGUGAUUACAACGAGACAACAGUAUGGCCUUCCCGAUGAUGCUGUUGUGUAUUGCAAUUUUAAUCAGUUAUAUAAAAUUGAUCCAAUGACAUUACAUAUGUGGGUGAACAUAUUAAAAGCUGUACCGAAUUCUGUUCUCUGGUUAUUACGAUUUCCGGCAGUGGGAGAACCUAAUCUACAGGCUACAGCUCAACAACUAGGGCUUCCUCCAGGUAAAAUAUUAUUUAGCAACGUUGCUGCGAAAGAAGAACACGUCAGACGAGGACAGUUGGCUGAUGUAUGUCUUGAUACUCCUCUGUGUAAUGGUCACACAACCAGCAUGGAUGUUCUGUGGACAGGCACUCCUGUUGUAACGUUACCAGGAGAAACCUUGGCUUCACGUGUUGCCGCAAGUCAGUUAGCUACACUGGGGUGUCCAGAACUUAUAGCUCGUACUAGGCAGGAAUAUCAAGAAAUAGCUAUUAAAUUAGGAACAGACAAGGAAUAUUUAAAAGGAAUGCGACAUAAGGUCUGGGCAGCUAGAACUACAUCUCCACUAUUUGACUGCAAACAGUAUGCACAGGGUUUGGAAUUACUUUAUUCAAAAAUGUGGGAACGUUUUGCAGCAGGUCUUAAACCAGAUCACAUCACUGAUACGACUGCAAAAAAAUAGACUUUCGUAUUUUUUUGUGACCGAUUUAUUACACGUUGCUCAUGUGGUUUUUAAAUUGACGGUUAGCUUAUUUGUAGAGUUUUAUUUUAGUAGAAGUUGGACGAAAGUUUAGGAGACUUAGAUGUACCAUGAUUUUGUAUGCGACGCAGACUAUGAAAUGACAUUUCUUAAUUGUACUAUAUUGGAGCAAGUUCUGUUGCUAGAUGUUUUACUAUCUAAUAAGAAGAAGAGAAUAUACUUUUCUGUAUUUUUUCUUAAAA
Zophobas morio is the source of this 3768-nucleotide messenger RNA. It is a transcript of the gene sxc, whose product is annotated as super sex combs. Bases 437 to 3508 code for a protein of 1023 amino acids. Gene Ontology annotation, molecular function: protein O-acetylglucosaminyltransferase activity; protein binding. Gene Ontology annotation, biological process: protein O-linked glycosylation. The record is from RefSeq and is a predicted model, not a curated record. The transcript is spliced from 8 exons. NCBI's taxonomy places the organism in Eukaryota, Metazoa, Arthropoda, Insecta, Coleoptera, Tenebrionidae.